AUGCUGCAAAAAAUUCAUGUGAAUAUAAUAGUGGAGAGAAAAGCAGUUAUUUGUGCCAUAUUCAUUAUCUGCGCGGCAGUUUACCACUACGCAGCACACCACGAGUCGCCGACACCUAAAAGAAUUUCAAGUUACGUUUACAAACCGAGCUAUGCCGAACUUAAUAUUACAAAAAACUUCUCAGUGUUCGACACAUGCAAUCUUACAAUAUUCAAUCAUCUACACCCUUCACUUCUUCCGUUUUUUCAUCCGAAUUAUAAUCCUAAGGCAAACUGCACGCACUAUGAACCACUCACUUAUUUAUCAAAAGGACGUUUAUACCUUAAAGAAAGAGCGAGGAAUUUUCAGUGUAAGGCAAGAACACCACGUGCAAUAUUCUCGCAGCGACCAGACGUCUACCUUAUUAUAUUGGACUCUGUAUCUUCUUCUAUGGCAAAAAGAUCCCUUCCUAAAACAAUAAAUUUUUUGAAAAACAAGAUGGGUGGCAUUUUGAUGGAAUUUCUGAACAGAGUUGGGCGAAACAGUAAGCCGAAUGGCUUUGCACUUGUAUUCGGAGUUCCAAAAAUCGCGCAAAUAUGGCCAACGGCCUUAGCGCAUGGGACGUUGAAUGAUCUUUUCCACAGUGACACCCAUUUUUUGUCAUUUUUCCAGAAAAAUAGGGAGAAAUUAGAAAAUGCUUUCGUUUUUUUCAUGGGAGAUCAUGGUCCAUGGGUAACCAAGAUUACUACCACAUUUUUGGGACGUUAUGAAGCAAAUAAUCCAUUUCUCCUAGUAACCAUACCAAAACGGUACCGCAACACUGAAAUGCACAUCCAGCUCAAGGACAAAUCUCAUCAAUUAAUGACCAACUUUGAUCUACACGCCACUCUUAUGGAUAUCCUUCAGAUACAACCGCUGUCAAAUUUUAGUGAUAUCUCUUAUCGCGAUAUGCAACCAUAUAGUAAAGGGUCGUCAUUGCUGAGAAUAUGGCGAGGGGCGAGAAAUUGUCGCACAUUACCCAUUCCACCGCAGUAUUGCUUGUGUCAACUCAAGUGGACUGAAGUUAGACGCAGGAUCCUCGAGAUCAAACUGGGCGUAUUCUUGGCUGAAAAUCUAAACAAACUCCUCAAAAAAGAACGAUUGGACAAAAAAUGCAUUCCGCAAGUUCACCACUCGACUUUACAAGUGCGUGUUAGAAAGGACACAAAUAAUGACUUACUGUACGAUGUUCGCGUUUACCUCCACCCCUCUCACGGAUUAUUCUCUGCGCACAUUCGCUCCAAGUCUGGCAGUUUUGUAAUGGAUUCUGGAUUUAAACGGGAGGAUCAGUACGGCACUCAAGGAAGAUGCAUAUUUGGCAGUAUAUAUGAGCCGAUUUGUCAAUGUCGAGGACAGAAACAUCAGGGAUUGCGAAACGAGAUCACUAGAAAUUUAUGCAAAGCUCCUGAUCUCAAUGUUUAA
Messenger RNA from Necator americanus (New World hookworm), 1440 nucleotides. RefSeq lists its product as uncharacterized. The record is from RefSeq and is a predicted model, not a curated record. Lineage: Eukaryota; Metazoa; Nematoda; Chromadorea; Rhabditida; Ancylostomatidae. The transcript has 11 exons. Bases 1 to 1440 code for a protein of 479 amino acids.